This is a messenger RNA of Camponotus floridanus (Florida carpenter ant), 1487 nucleotides long. RefSeq names its product retinol-binding protein pinta. Gene Ontology annotation, molecular function: phosphatidylinositol bisphosphate binding. Bases 332 to 1147 code for a protein of 271 amino acids. The transcript has 5 exons. Gene Ontology annotation, cellular component: membrane. The record is from RefSeq and is a predicted model, not a curated record. NCBI's taxonomy places the organism in Eukaryota, Metazoa, Arthropoda, Insecta, Hymenoptera, Formicidae.
GUGAUUAAAAUGACAAAAAAUGCUGAGUGUCUAUCAACGAAUAUAAAAGGUGUGUUUAUACGUUUUCCAGAUAAGAUCACGAGAACAUGGACGAACACACAUUGCGAAUAAAUUUCCAUAUGUAUAUUAUUAUCGCUGUUCUACGCAUGCGCGAAAUAGCAAAAAAUUCAGAGCUGGUAUAUAAUCUAACAGACUUUGUUCAGUCGCAUAUGUGAGUGUCUUCUGAGUACAGAGUUCCGUGUUUAUUAUCAUCACGAUGGCAGAUUCUCAGAGAUCCGACAAUAUUACACAUAACUUGACAAUCGAGCAAAAAAAAUAUGCAGCGAUUUAAAUGAAUCAGACGAGAAUAGAGAAAAAUCUAUCGCGGAAAUUAAACGCUGGAUUCAAGAGAGCGAUUUAUGCGCACGAACUGGUAAAAACAUCGAUAAUAAUAGAUGAUUUCUUCAUUUUGCGAUUUUUGAGAGUCUGCAAAUUUAAUCUCGAGCGUACAAAGGCCAAGAUACGGAAUUAUCAAAUACAGAGAGCAAAGAUACCAGAAUGGUAUGCGAACAGAGAUCCGUUACAACUAAGACUGCAACAAUUGUUAGAUUUGGGAAUUUGUUUACCCUUGCGGAAAUUGGACAAUCAAGGAAGAAUGAUUCUCCUCGGGCGGCUUGUGCAUAAUCCAAGCAUAUUUACAUUAGCAGAUGCACUUAAGGCCGCAUCCUUGGCUCUAGAUGUAGCCAUAAGAGACAACGUUGAAGCAUCCUUGUACGGUUUCGUAAUAAUUGUAGAUUUACAAUAUAUAACUUUGCGUCAUAUUGGUCAAAUAGAAAUUCGCACUUUAAAAAACCUGCUCCACGCGUGGCAGAGUUGCUAUCCUGUCAGAAUUCAAUUGCUUAACUAUGUUAAUACUCCCGGAUACGCUAAAUUAUUCAUGGACAUCACUAGUUAUAUAUUGAGCGACAAAAUAAAGCAAAGACUGCGUGUAUACACGCGCAAAACAACGCCUGAUUGUUUUAUGAACAUGCCAGCUAAUAUCUUACCUGUUGAAUAUGGCGGCACUGAUGGUACAAUUCAAGAAUUAACAGAAUAUUGGAAGAGAGUAGUCGAAGAGAAUCGCGAUUGGUUUAUCGAUGAUGAAAAAUAUAAACCAAUUUUGAAAUAGUAUAACAGGUUCAAAUUAAUUUUUUCGAAUAAAAUAUUGAAACUAUAUGAUUCGCCGUAAAACUAGAUAUAAACAUUUUUGAUAGAUUUUGAAAUAUUUUAUUUCCGCUUAGAAUUUGUUUACCCUUGCGGAAAUUGGACAAUCAAGGAAGAAUGGUUCUUUUUGGGCGGCUUGUGCAUAAUCCAAACAUAUUUACAUUAGCAGAUGCACUUAAGGUAUUAUUAAUAUAACACUCGAAAGAAAUGUCAUAAAAAUAAUAAAUGAAACUAUGAGAGCAAUGAUAGCGAUUAACAUGAUAUAAUCAAUCGAACGAGCACAAAAUAUAUAGAUUAAAAUUCUC